Molecule: messenger RNA, 2370 nt
Organism: Drosophila teissieri
Lineage: Eukaryota; Metazoa; Arthropoda; Insecta; Diptera; Drosophilidae
Gene: spz
Product: protein spaetzle
Exons: 7
Coding region: 900-2000 (366 amino acids)
Biological process (GO): regulation of Toll signaling pathway; central nervous system formation; innate immune response
Cellular component (GO): extracellular region
Molecular function (GO): growth factor activity; Toll binding
Source: RefSeq, a predicted model, not a curated record
UGACCACUUCUCAGUUGCCUCCCAGACGUGCGCUCUCGCUGUCGUGUGUUCUCGAUCGCGAGAAAUCGAAGUCCCAGUCGAAAUCGAAUUUAGUUAUAGCUUAACACUCUGCACGCCCGCGGGGGGAGCUAUGGUGAAACGCUCGAUCUCGACCGGAAAAUCCCAGCGCGCGUCGCUAUAAACUCAAGAUCGGUGGCAGAUGGUUGCAGGUCCAUAAAAGCGCAGGCAUCUCGCGCUUCUCGUGUCACUCAAAGCCGGCGCACAGAGCCGAAAAGUUCCCACAACGACCCACUCUGCCCACUUAUCCUGCGAUUGCCCAGCCAGCGCUGUAAUCCAAAUCGAAAUCAGUUAUAAUCAAUAUCAAUAUCGCGGCAUUUCAUCAGAGACCCCGAUUCGAAAACGAAAACGGUUCCAGCAAAGCGGCGAGAGCGAAACUAAAGUGAAAAGCAAAGCGACUAAUUGAAGUGUCCGCCUGUGUCUCGCAAACGUGCAAAGGAAACAAAAACAAAACGGAAUAGCCAACAUAUCACACACAAAGCCGCCGCACAAAAUAUUUAUAAAUAAAUACGGCAACAGUGACAAUACUGCUAACAGCUCCCGAUACAAAGGCCCGGCAUUAACAUUAAGUCGUGCCAGUUUGUUUAUUUUUUAUACACGCCAAGCUCAUAAAACACACACAGAUCACUAAAAACAACAGCAGCAGCAGCAGCAGCAGCAGUGCGCCGCUAUAACAACAAAGUUGUAGAAAUAAGAAAAUCGGUAUAAGCCGCCACCGAUCCGCCAAUCACCUGCUAUAUAUUUUACUAUCACUAAACUAAACCCCGACGCAGACGUUCGCCGUCCACAGAAUCUAUAUAGUUGAAUAGUUAAAAACCCAAUUGAUUAAGCCGAGGUCGUUCAUGAUGCCGACCAUGUGGAUAUCGCUGUUCAAAGUCCUGCUGCCACUGCUACUCGUGGUUGCCAUGAUAGUUUAUAUCAGUGUUCAAUUAACGCAGCGACCCGAGGCCGAGGUGGGAGCAGAGGGCAUGAAAAGUUUGGCAGACGGAAUGACUACUUACCUAAAGUACGAGGCCCAGGAGUAUGAUGCUAUGAUCAAAGACAUUUUUAAAAUUACCAAUGAUAAGGGAGUUGUCCUCUUUAAUACGGCCGCGGACAGUGCACCCUUCAUGCCCAUACCCAUCCAGCGCAACGAUCCGCCCCAGAAACCGAAUCUGAAACAGAAUCUGAAUCAGAAUCUGAAUCUGAAUCAAUCCCCGAUCCCUGAAACGAACCACCAUUACCAUCACUAUCAGAGCCUGGUCCAACCAGAUCAGUACUUCAAAGUGCAGCGCUCCCCGAAUGGCAAGCUGAAUCUGGUCUUUAACGAUACGUUCGUAUCUUUGCAGAGGACGGAAGCGGAGAUGCAAUCCGAUCAGCCGAGUCCCCACCGACAGCCUUCGAACUCCUUUGUCUUCCCCGGUUCCCCCCUAGUCAAGCAACAGACUUCGCGAGCCCCACCUCAUUCCCAGUCGAAUAGCACCAAGGAUCAAAGUCCCUGCAAGGGUAACUCGCACAGGCACAAGACCUUCUGCACGGAAGUGGACGACUACCCGGACAUUUCGAGCCUCACACAGACGCUGGACACCAAUUUCGCCAAGUUCUUUGGCAACGAUUUUCAGCCCACGGAUGUGGGCUCUCGCUUGGGUGACGCAGACGAGCGAUUCCUCUGCAGGAGCAUAAGGAGGACUAUACAACCGCAGAAGGGCAUUAAGGCGGACAACACCUGGGAGUUAAUUGUCAAUAACGAUCAGUACAAACAGUCCAUCCAGAUCGAGGAAUGCGAAGGAGAGAACGAGCUUUGUGACUUUGCCUCCAACUUUCCGCAAAACUACGUACCCACUUGCAAGCAGCACUACACACAGCAGACCCUGGUCAGCCUCAAGAGCGAUGGCAAACUGGAAGUGGUGCCGCAGGCCUUCAUGAUCCCAUCCUGCUGCAAGUGCGCCUUGAAGCCUGUGUGACUCUGCAGAGUGGGAUUCUCCAGUCGAUGGCUGCGACAAUGUGAUAUUGAGCAUGAAGUUUCACCCACCACAGAAUGGCAGGCCAAACUGAUCAGGGGUCGUUGAUUUAUUCUAUAAUCUGCAGAAUCCACACAUAGACUAAGGUGCCUAUUAAUUUAGAGCUUUAAGUCGAGUCACUGUAACCAUAUUCGUGUCAUAUAUUCAUUUUUGGCUUCCUCGUCUAAUGCCUAAGCUAGAAAUGCAAGUAAUUAGUCAUAGAAUACAAAAUAAAGCAAGAAAAAAACACAACACAAAAAAAAAAAACAUAGAAAUAACGAUUUGAAAAAUGUAUGUUAAAAAAGAUAAUGUAUAAUAAAUGUAUGCAAGUACA